AUGGGAUUCGCUUCCCGUCUAUUCCGCAUUCCGCGGCCAGAGACCUUUCUCUACAUCAUGAGCCUGGAAACAGGCGCAUCCUUAAUUACACUUUCACUACUAUUGAACAAGAUCAGUGGUCUCUAUGGCCUUCUUGCACUCUUGACCGGCUACCACCUGUCGCCCGUACAACUUUCCAUGUACAUUUACUCAAUUUUCGCCCUCGGUCUCGCCGUCUACCUUUUUCCUCACAUCCGAAAACAAUCCCCUCUUGAAUGUCUUGGCCUCGCAUGGCUCUACUUGUUUGACAGCUUGAUCAAUGCCGCCUACACUACCACUUUCGGUGUGACCUGGUUCCUGUUAUUGUCGCAAGGUGACGGUAGCAAAGUCUCCGGAAGUUCGACCAUGGCAGAAACCGCAGGCUUCACCAGUGCUAAGUACGAUGCCGAUAAUACCAAGAAUGCAAACAGCUUCAUCUCCCACUCUCCCCGCAGUGCCGACGCCUUGAGUUCCCUCGUUUCCCAGCCCGAGAGCUUCGAGAGCAUCCUUUUCAUUUCGAUUUUGUGGGCUAUGCGCGUCUACUUCGUUCUUGUCAUGCUUUCUUUCGCGCGUCAGACCCUGCGCCUCUGGAUCGCCGUCCCUCGCCACACACAGCUUCCAACACACAGCCGAAACGUCUCGGUCGCAAGUGUAGCAGAUAUCGACCGAGAGCCUUUCGGCCAUUUCAGCCCCGAAGGUCAGGGGUGGAAGGGCAAGCUCGGUCGGAUCAUGGUUGGUGUCGGCCACAGUUACUGGCUGGGUGAAGAGGAAGAUGGUAACUGGCUGAGUGGAAUCAACCAAAAGUUCCACAGCCGUACCAACACCAACGAUCUUCCGGGUCCUCUGGAACGAGAGCGCAGACGUCGCUCGGGAACUGGGCCCCCUCAGCCAUCACAAUCCCUUGUCCGAUCGGGUAUUCUUCAGCAACCCAUUCAAGAGCAUCCGACUGGGACAAAUGUCAAGUUGCAGGACUGGACUGAACCUCGUUAA
Messenger RNA from Penicillium taxi, 1008 nucleotides. Its product is annotated as inositol phosphorylceramide synthase regulatory subunit KEI1. The coding region runs from base 1 to 1008 and encodes 335 amino acids. The transcript has 2 exons. Gene Ontology annotation, cellular component: Golgi membrane; inositol phosphoceramide synthase complex. Lineage: Eukaryota; Fungi; Ascomycota; Eurotiomycetes; Eurotiales; Aspergillaceae. The record is from RefSeq and is a predicted model, not a curated record. Gene Ontology annotation, molecular function: inositol phosphoceramide synthase regulator activity. Gene Ontology annotation, biological process: inositol phosphoceramide metabolic process.